Messenger RNA from Pipra filicauda (Wire-tailed manakin), 796 nucleotides. RefSeq names its product uracil phosphoribosyltransferase homolog. Lineage: Eukaryota; Metazoa; Chordata; Aves; Passeriformes; Pipridae. The coding region runs from base 512 to 796 and encodes 94 amino acids. The transcript is spliced from 3 exons. The record is from RefSeq and is a predicted model, not a curated record.
CCCCGUGGUGGCAGAGUUAUUUCCCAGUGCUGUGCAAACCUUGGGAUCUGUGCUGUCAAAUCCAUUGGCCCCACAGCUCCUGCCCCACACUCUGCACCGGGGGGGCUCCAGGCAGAGCUCACGGAUGUUCCCCAAACCCCACACGCUGGUUCUGCCACUGCCAGCUCUGCCCUCUGAGAGCUCAGCACUGCUGUGUGGGAACAACAACAGCCAGGGGCUGGGGAACACCGACACCUCAGGAACACCAACAGCCAGGGCUCAGGAACACCGAGGAGACUCAGUUUUCUGUCUCAGCACAGAAAAAAGGAAAAGAACUUCAAGUGUUUUUAGGACUGAGGACAAACAAUCUCCCUUUAGAACUGUUCCCAGAGGAGCAGAGGAGGGACUGUCCCUGUCCCUGCAGCGGGGCUGUUUCAGCAGUGGUGGGACUGUCCCUGUCCCUGCAGCGGGGCUGUUUCUCAGCCUGUAACCCUUUGCUGUUGGGGCCUGUGCUCUCCCUGCAGGAGAGGCCAUGGAACAAGGCCUCCGGGACUGCUGCCGGUCCAUCCGCAUCGGGAAGAUCCUGAUCCAGAGCGACGAGGAGACCCAGCGAGCCAAGGUGUACUACGCCAAGUUCCCUCCAGACAUCUACAGGAGGAAAGUGCUGCUGAUGUACCCAAUCCUGAGUGACAGAGCAGGGAAUUAUCAGGCUGUGCCAGGACACACAUCAGUCAGCUGCACCAGUGGGAAUGCAAAGCAAAUCCUUUGGCCAUGGUGGUGUUUGGAAGAAAGGCUGAAGAUUAAGACUUGCUGUUAA